Ornithodoros turicata is the source of this 588-nucleotide messenger RNA. RefSeq names its product complement inhibitor-like. Bases 18 to 539 code for a protein of 173 amino acids. The record is from RefSeq and is a predicted model, not a curated record. The transcript has 5 exons. NCBI's taxonomy places the organism in Eukaryota, Metazoa, Arthropoda, Arachnida, Ixodida, Argasidae.
UGAAGACGACGUCCAAUAUGCUUCGAACUCUUCACGUUCUUUUCCUCGCGCUCUGCCUUCUGAGAAGCGUUGCUGUGGCAACAGACGACUGUGACUCCAAAGAUACUCCUGAUGCCUGGGAGGCUAUUACACUUCCUGGAAAUGGAGAAUAUUGUCUCCAGAGCUCAACGCAAGCAAACCCGAGUGACUGUUUGAGAGGGGUGGUACCCACAAAUCCAACUAAGCCAGAUGCAACUAUCAUAUUAAAGUAUAAGGGCCAGAGCGGCGAAUGGGUAGAGACAGAAUGGAAGUUUCAUACAGAGGGCGACAAGAUAUCAGCAACUCUGGGUGAGAAGACACUAAAUGGAACAGUGAUAUUUGAUACCAAAGGCAAAUGCCACAUUGAUCAAUCUCCGGAUGAUGCUUACAGCCUUUGGAAACACAGCAGCGCCAGUGACAAUGAGACUGACUCCUGUCAGAAGAAAUUUGACGAGAGAACCAAGGGCAAGACGAUAGUGAAACCCCAGGAGAAAGACUGCCCGACCGAGAAAGUAGUUUGAUUACAGUCCACGCUGUGAAUCGAUCAAUUGAAUAAAAACAUCGUGCAUU